AUGUUGUUUAUACGUAAUGGGGUUGUGGUUGAUCCCGUCUCGAUUGCGCCGAGUGCUUCUGAUUCAGAUACUACUACUCAGACUUGGAGUCAGACUCUCACUACCACAGCUGCAUCGAACCCCUAUCAAACGUCGCCACCUGAUCUAAGGACGAACGAACCGACAAUUACAUAUGCGGGUUCGUCUACCGGUUCCAACAUAAGUAUGUGGGUGGCUCAACUAGCUAAGGUAUCGGCUUUGAGUAUAUCAAGUCUAACCUCGGCCUUAAGCUCGCAGUCUUCUUCCAGUUCUUUGGCUACCUCCACCUUGUCAGCAGUAGCCACAGCAACGGGCUAUUCCACGAUCACGCAGGCAUACAUCGGAUCAGUGACGAACAAAAACACCGUGCCUCCUAGUGAAACUGUACAGGUGACGGUUGUUGUCCAACUGUCUGGCUGCUAUACUACAAUCACAACAGGCUACGGCGGUAAAACAAAAUCCUAA
Molecule: messenger RNA, 483 nt
Organism: Pseudomassariella vexata
Lineage: Eukaryota; Fungi; Ascomycota; Sordariomycetes; Amphisphaeriales; Pseudomassariaceae
Exons: 4
Coding region: 1-483 (160 amino acids)
Source: RefSeq, a predicted model, not a curated record